AUGCAAAAAGCGGACUCUUUUGAAAAGGGCACAAUUCUUGAUAUUUCUAACCAAGGCCUCUCAAUGCUGCCUGACUUACAAGCCCAGCUGCACCUCCAAGAGCUUCGUGCAGAAAAUAAUAAUUUAACAGCGCUAAACAAACUGCCAAAUUCAUUGAAAUAUUUAUUUUUAAACCACAAUCGGAUUGCCUUUGUAGGGACUCUUCAUGAGCUUGUUCCUCAUUUAAAAGUGCUAGACCUCUCUGAUAACAGACUGAUUUCAUUAGAUGGGAUCUCAAACUGUAUAGAACUUUCUGAGCUGAACAUAGCGAAUAAUUAUGUAGGAGACGACCAAAUAAGCCAAAUUAGAAAUUUAGAAGAAUUAACGAAGCUGGAUUUGUCACAUAACCAUUUAAGGGAUGAAAGUCUUGUGAAUAUGCUGAAGGAAUUGAGAAAUCUAGAAGAAUUGUGGAAUUCUUCAAAUGAUUUUACUGAAAUUUCCUUUGGGUUUGGCAUGAAAAAGCUUGGGACUUUGUGCUUGGAUGCGAAUAAGCUGAAAGUUUUGGAGUUUACCGAAGUUAUGCCGAUGCUGAAUGUGCUGUCGGUGAGGGAAAAUAGCUUGGGAUGUAUAUAUGGAGUUUCAAAUUUGGUAGAGGUUAAAGAAAUAUAUGCAGAUGGAAAUGACUUUAUUGAGUUAACUGAAGAGUGGGGCACAUUAAAAAACUUGUCUGUCCUUUCUCUCAAAUACAACCACAUCUCAAAAUUCCCAGCCCUUCAAAACCUCCAAAUCCUCGAUCUCUCCCACAACUCUUUAACCGAUAUUCAAUUUUUACCUGAAACUCUUACUGAGCUCUACAUCUCUCACAACUGUUUAACAGAAAUUCCAAAGCUUUCUUCCCUCAUUACGCUCGACAUUUCUCACAAUAAAGUCCCAAACUUAAGCUUUAUUUCCUCUUCUACUGAGCUUCAGCUAUUAAAUGCAAGCUACAAUGAACUUGAUGACCCAGUUCUUGCUUUGACCCAUCUAAAGCAGUGCUCAAAACUGGUUAUUAUAGAUUUAAAAGGUUGUCCUUUUAAGCCUCAGCAUCGGCUAAUGUUUAUUUGUUCAUUUUUAAACACGUUACAAGAAAUUAAUGGAGUUGCAGUAACUACAGAAGAAAAAAAACGAGCAAUUGAUGAGCAAGAAAUUUCGUUUGAAGUAACUCCUACGUCUUUUAUUAAAGGACAGCACUCUAUUAAAUCGUCGAUAGCUUCUCAAGACAAUUUGACACUUUCUCCAUCACCUGGAGGGUCCUGGGAUGCUAGAGCGAGAAAUCCUCAUUUUCCGUCAAUGAGAAGUUCCCUAACACACUCAGCCCAGGGGUCAGCUGACUUUGCGAUGUUUGAGAAAAGAACACCCAGAAACUCUUUGGCUAGCAAUAUGUCACCUUAUAGUGAAUCUAUUCAUAAUGAAGGAUUUAAAGGGUCAAACUUAAAAUUUACGAGCUCUCCGGAGAACCAAAAACAUAUGUUGACGUCUAAUCUUAACUCUCCAUUUCCAGCAGAAAAUGCUUCAAGAGUAGGGUCUUCAGCGUUUUUACCUCUUCAGCCUGACCAUUUAAGAAGUUUCAGCGGUACCAAUAUGAGCCCAUUCCCAAAUUUAACUGAUAAAAGUAUGAUUUCUGAAGGAAACUUCCAGUAUGAGCAGUCACCUUUAGACAGAAAAUUAUUUGAAAAUAUUACACCUAAGAAAAAUUUGUCACAUACUUUUUCUCAGCAAUUAGAAACUGAUAUUUCAGAUAUUACGCAAAAUAAAUCAGAUACUGUUAUGGUUAUAAACCAGGACUACAAGCCACAAAAAGAUGAAGAGGAUAUUGAAAUUCAAGAAAAACUAUUGAAACUAGAAGAAGAAACAAGAGAACUCAUUAGGCCUGGAAAUCUGUUUCAGCCAACUUAUGAAACUGACUCUUCAGCAAUGUCAAAAGAUCUUGAUAGGAUUUAUAAUACUAUGAUGGAAAACAUGAAAUCUGACUCACAUCGAUAUAGAGAAAAAAAUCUGCCACCUAAACACCCUUUGAAAAUGAAUGAAGAUCUAAGAAUUUCACAUGAAGAUACAAAGCAAAGGAAAGGAAGGACUGAAUCAAGCGAAAGAAAAAUAUUAGAAGAUAUCCCGAAUUAUGAAAAUAAAAGAAGAAAAUCCCACUGUUGUAAGCACCAUCACCACCGCCAUCAUUCUUCAAAGAAAAAAUCAGUUAAAUUGCAGACUGAUUUAGAGACAUUUAAAGGAAGUGAAAAUGUUAAUAGAAAAAUAAAAAUCAACACAAAUUUGCCAAGGUAUAUUGACCAAGCGACUUCGCCUCCUCAUGAAUAUGUGUCUACAUUGCUAGAAAAAUAUAAAAAACAAAGCUUUUUUGAGCCAGAUAAAAGUGUGUCUAGUAUUGAUAGUGAGCUGAAGCAGCUUGAUGAUCUUCCGUCAAUAUCUUCAGGGAGAGAAAGUAGAGAAAGCUUUUUGACUGAAAACGAGCAGAAUCUUGGCACCACAUUUGCAGCGGAUAGAGGACUAAAAUUCCCUAGCAUGAAAUUAGACCCAAAUGCAGACUUCAAUAAGCUGCUAUUAUAUGCACAAACUCCUCCAAGGCCUAUUCUUACAUCAGAAGCCUCAAUUCCAAUAAUCCAUGAGCUAUCCCAAAAAGGAGGAGAAUAUUAUUUAAUUUGUCAGCUGUUUUUAAAAGAAAAUUGUGAGGUAAAAAAUGCGACAAAAAUUUUUACCUUUUCUUUACAAAAGCAGCUGAAAGAAGAAAUUGAUUUUAAUUUGUCUUGCAGAGGAUUAUACUGAUUUUAUUUGAUUAUUAGUAAAAUAUUUAAUAUAAAUAAAUAGCAUUUAAUUAUGACGAAUCAGCAUAGAAUACACAAAGACAACGUUAAUGUUUCACCCAGGCACACCCACCAAAUUAGAAAAACUUUACAAAAAUCCUCAAGGAUUUAUUACAUAUAUGAAUGACCAAGACUCAAUGAUAUUUUCUUCCAGCCUGAGAUGUGCAGAUGAUCUAUAUUCCCAAAAAUAUAAAAUCCCUACAAAAGGGACCCGACAAAUUGUUAUUGCCCUCAUUUCUUCUGGGAGCUUGCGUAGAAUAAACGGAAAUAUUUAUUGCCUUGAAGACUUAUCAAAAGCUGCUCCUGCAUAUUUGAUAGAAUAUACCCUUAAAUAG
This is a messenger RNA of Blepharisma stoltei, 3166 nucleotides long. The record is from the annotation of a GenBank genome assembly. Lineage: Eukaryota; Ciliophora; Heterotrichea; Heterotrichida; Blepharismidae.